UUAGAAGUUAAAAUUUUCAAUUUGAAAAAAAUUGUUGCUGUUAUUUUUAAAUGUUACAAUGAAUUCUAAAAAAGCUGCCGAUAAAAAUACAGUAGAAGAUGAACCAAUGUCUAAUAUUUCUUCAACUAUUGUAGAUGAGAAUCGAAUUUACAAACUCGAUAGGAAAUUUGUUAGAAUUUUAUAUCCCGGUGUGGUUAAAAACGUUCCCAAAGCUUUGGAAACUUUAGGAGGAAUAUACAACGUGGAAACUGCUGUUUCCGAUCCUAAAAAGAAAUUAGAACUAAGGUUCCACCCGGAGAACAAAUUCAAUAAACCAUGUUAUUCUGACAUGGACACCAAUCCUGGACUACUAGUCGAAGUCACAAAGAAAAAUGGUGAAAUCGACUACAAGAUAAUCGGUUAUACAAACAGCAAUUUUACAUUUAACAAAGCUUUAGACUACCAAUAUUUACCAUUAGUAGAAAACAAAGAAACUGACCAAGUCGAAUACGUUCACGAUAAAAUAUUCCCAAAAAAACUACCAACACUCGAAUUCCUAAUGUCCAAAGAGAGCAAACACCAACCGCCAUUUCUAUUACCAGCGAGCUUCUCCCGAUACGAACUAUCCCACCACACUUUAUACCUAAGCGCAGAAGAGAAAUUCAACUUAGACAAAAACGAUCGACCGGAAUUAUUCAAAAUGUUCAAGAAAAAAACCCCCAAACAUCCUUACAUUCAGCCAUCGUACACUCUUAACAUCAACGACACCGGUUUAAAAAUCCCCGACAGUCCAAAACCCCUAGCUUUAAAGUUAGUUAAAGAUAAACUAUGCGAUGAAGCCUACUUGCAAAUGCAAAAGUUGUUUGACGAGCGACCUAUGUGGUUGAAGGCCGCUGUUCAAUACAAAUUGGGGCUCAAAAGCGAAGUGGUGAAAACAGUCUUGCCAGCUGUGGCGUAUUUCUGGACUAACGGUCCUUGGAGAAUCGUGUGGACAAAGUUCGGAGUGGAUCCCAGGCAGGAUUUCAAUAUGAGGAUAUAUCAAACUCUCGAUUUUCGAAUUAGAGAAGGGACGAAAAUUAAAAUCAAAGCGAAAUUGAAAGCGUCCUCGUCAGGCAUCGACGAAAGCCACUUUAUGCUCAAACCCGACAUGAUGCCACCGUUUAGACAAAUGUUUUACCAAUUUUGCGAUUUACAAAUCCCCGAAGUACAAGAUAUGCUCCAGCGAUUACCGAAAACACCCGGCCAUUUGCCGUACAAUCCGAAAACAGGGUGGUUACCGCUGAACUUCUCCGAACACUGUCGAGAAAUAGCCAAUAGGUAUAUUUUGGAGCGGGUCCGGCACGAGUUAUUAGAAGACAACAUCAGAUCCCAAUCAAAAUAUUACUCGAGUCCUGAUGAAGAUCCAUCGGACAGCACAAACACGGCGAGCGUUUCUAGCGGUAUGCUGGACAAUUUAAAAAGGGGCUUUAGAAGAAAUCUAAAUCUUAACGUCGAUGAAGAUAUCGAUGAAACUAUCGUUCUAUCCGAAGAUGAAACCGAUGAUGUUGAAAAAUUAAUCGAAGAAGACAUUUCGUACGCGAACGAGUUCUCGGACGAUUCGGAAAUGGAAUUGGACCUGGAAGCGGUCGAGGAAAUCAACGAAAUAAUUUCGCAAGUCAAGAACUAAACUAUAGAUGAGCUUGUAGUUUCGUUUUUGUGAAAUCCAAUAUAUUGAUUAACUUAUUAAUCUAAUAACGCAGCGGAUAAAAAUGUAUUUGAUUAGGGCGUACAACUACAAACUUUGCUAUACAGGGCGUUUCUUUAUUUCUAAAUUAAACAGGGUGCAGUAAUUCAAAUAAUUUUAUACAGGAAUUGUUUCUGUAAAUAUUACGAAGCUUUACAAUAAAUGCUACAAACUUAUUCAAUUUUAACUUCUCUUUCUUCGAACUGGUUAGUUUAAAUAAUUGCUUUGGUUUUGCAGAUCGAAACAUAAGAGGUACUGU
Molecule: messenger RNA, 1961 nt
Organism: Phyllotreta striolata
Lineage: Eukaryota; Metazoa; Arthropoda; Insecta; Coleoptera; Chrysomelidae
Source: the annotation of a GenBank genome assembly